This is a messenger RNA of Cannabis sativa, 690 nucleotides long. Its product is annotated as serine/threonine-protein kinase/endoribonuclease IRE1a-like. The coding region runs from base 41 to 505 and encodes 154 amino acids. The record is from RefSeq and is a predicted model, not a curated record. Gene Ontology annotation, biological process: mRNA processing; IRE1-mediated unfolded protein response; intrinsic apoptotic signaling pathway in response to endoplasmic reticulum stress. Gene Ontology annotation, molecular function: RNA endonuclease activity; protein serine/threonine kinase activity. Gene Ontology annotation, cellular component: IRE1-TRAF2-ASK1 complex. NCBI's taxonomy places the organism in Eukaryota, Viridiplantae, Streptophyta, Magnoliopsida, Rosales, Cannabaceae. The transcript is spliced from 2 exons.
UAUAUUCAUUGUACUAACUGAGAAAUUAUAAUUAUAUAUUAUGUUAGAUUGUAAUAAAUUUGGUUGGAAAGCAAAUGAUGCUGCGGAAACAAUCAAAGGAAAUAUGUUUAGUUUCGGAUGCAUUUUAUUUUUCAUUAUCACCAACGGUAGACAUCCUUUUGGAGACAAUUCUUACUCUCGCCAAUACAAUAUUGAACAUAAUAACAUGGUGAAUGAAAAUAUUUUGAUCAAUUUUCCCGAAGCCCUAGGUCUUAUUUCUCGCUUGUUGAGCGUCAAUCCUCUAGACAGAAUUGUUUUGAUUUCAUAUCAGGAUCUUAUAGGUGUAAGGAAUCGGAACGAUUUGUACGACAAUUAUUUUACAAUUAUAUUUCCAAAGCUUUUUAUGAAGGUUUACGAAGCAAUUUAUAUAUAUUGUCGAGGAGAAGAAGACUUUGAAGAAUACUUUGAAGAUAACAACCAAGAAGACUUCAAUAUUCUACUACUUUAUCAAAAUAAAAUUGAAUAAUUUAUAGUACAUUAUAAUAAACUUUGUUGGGAUUAAACUUACUUAACCUGUCAAGUCAGCAUGUCCAUCUAUUUGCUCAUCAGAUGAAUCUGAAGAAAGCUGCUGCAAGUUAUAACAGUUGGCUUUAAUACCAACUUAAAGGGGACCCACCAGCAACUAUAUAUAGGGAUUCCUCUAUUCUCAAA